This is a messenger RNA of Coffea arabica (coffee), 1716 nucleotides long. RefSeq lists its product as uncharacterized. The record is from RefSeq and is a predicted model, not a curated record. Lineage: Eukaryota; Viridiplantae; Streptophyta; Magnoliopsida; Gentianales; Rubiaceae.
AUUAUUGUUGCUCUCGGUUACUUAUUUGUUAACACCAGAAAUGUCCAGCACCUAAUCCUCAUCUCUCGGCAGGGAAAGUUAAAAAGCAAGGGAAAAAAAAAACCUGAAAAAUGGCAACAUCUGUUAUCACACCACCUGCUAUACCAUACGCCUUGCAUUGGCCGUCGCAUAAUCGUCUUCCGUGCGUAGGCUCUCGUCGACAAUGCUUUGCUCGGAAGCUUGCGUUGCAAUUCUGGUCCACAAAUUUCCCACAACAUUAUCGCCGGAGAACUUCGGUCUGGGCAGUAAAUCAAAAUGCUGAGGAAUCAUUCAAAAAGACCGUGGCAGUAGACAGACUCAUAGAUAUGCUGAGGGAUGCUAAUGAUAAGGAACUUCAGAAACUUGUUGCCGAAAAUAUUCUUGCUUUCAAUGAGAGCUUUUGGAUAAGACUUGCUGCUAGAUCUGAAACCUGCAAAUCUGAUGAUGAUAAAAAAGAUUAUGAAGAACUGGCAUCGUUGUUAAUGAACUUGGUGGAUCGUCUUGUCGACAAGACCAAUGAAAAGAUAGAGUCAGCUACUGAUGUUCUGAAGGCAAUUUUAAAACCUGUAGUUGAUGAAGUAGAAGAGAUUCCUUGGCCUCCUAGGGACCCUGAAACUCUCAAGCUCAUGGAGAAAGAAUUAAAGCAAAGGGAGCAAGAAGGCCAUCUGGAUGAAGGGUUCUUAUCGGAAGUUACUGCACAGUUAAGGCAAGCAAAAGAAGAUGGAGACAAGCCAGGGCUUGAGGCUAUGUUGCAAAAGGUUCUGCAACUCUAUGCUUCCCGGAUCCUCUCUAAGCGUAGUUAUUCCACAAAAGGGAAUGAGGUGUUAAGAGAUGAGCAGUUCCUGGAAACAAUAAUUAAAGCUCCAGAGGGAGAAUGGAAUAAGAUGUUGAUUGAUGGUAAAGGGGAAAUUUCACCAGAGGAACUGGACAAUGUUAUUAAGAAACGAAUUGAAAGGACGUUGAUUCGAACAGAAGCGGGCUCUUACCAGCAGCGAGUUCUUGUUGAGUACCUGAAAGGCAUUCAAUCAAGAUCAGAUGAGAUUGUACAAUUACUCCAAGGAUAGACUAGACAAAGCAUUAGCAAUCAAAAAUGGUGUGAGGGCGUUGAUUUACUGCAAAAGGUUAUUGCCAUGCUCUGGAUUCGACGGAUACAAAAUACACGUGGAAUAGGAUCGGUUCGGAAUACAGUUUAUUUGGGCAUCAGAGAUGUAAUCAGUAUGAAGACCUCGUUACAGCUCCGUGCACAAACUGCAAUAUACUACUACGGACGUAGACGUAACUCGUUUUAUCCCUUUCACCAAUCCGCCCUCUUAACCUGCAAGAAACCACAGUGCAUUCGGGUUCUGGUUUGGGCCAAGGUUAAUGGUGCUUACUGUUUACAGUUUACUGGACUGCCUUGGAUGCAUUGACCAACUUAGCAAACUGUUUCGAUGGGGGAGGGAACCCAAAAAAAAAAAAAAAGAGUGAGAGGGAAAGGAAAUUUUUUAUGACAAAAUGUAUGGUUGACUAGUUUCUCAUCAUGUUUUUAAUCCUCUUCUUAUUUUAAAACUAGAAGUGAUUAUUAGUAAAACUGUAUAAAAGUGUAAAAGUCCCCCAAAGUAUUAGAAGUUUGAUAAUUCUCGUAAGGUUAUGCCUUUAUUGUGUUUUCCGGCUAACUUUGACAAGUAUUUCAAUGGUGGAUGAGGAAUUUAUACGUAA